GGGAAGGAAAAAUAGCUCCGAGGAUGCGCUUCUGUAUGGCGAACGUGUUCCCGCUAUAUACAGCCGACGGCGCGUCGACCGGGAACGACUUUGCGAGCUCUGCCAAGGCGGUGUAAGAGAUAGGAUACCCUCUCCAAGAUGCUUUUUCCUGUUCUCAUCUGUGCCAUCAUUGCCGGUGUCCUAAGCACGUCAGUCGAAGACAUAAACGACUACGUAGACAUCGUCCUUAGCGAGCUCUCCAGGCAGAUACUCAAGCCCUACCGGCCCACAGACAGCUUCAACAAGACGGUAAUGGGAAGGCCCGAGAUAUGGGCCUACUUCGGAGACAUAGCCAUCACGGGCUAUGAGCACCUACAACGUGACGACGACUGCAAGUUUCUCGAAGAGCCCACCGUCACGCGCAUUGUGAUCCACUGCAACCUGACGGCCAAGGAACUCAAGGUGGACAUCAGCGGCAGUCUGAAGCACUCCACGUACCCGCCCAGAGGAAUUCGCGCUAGCGGCCUCUUCCCGAAUUCAAAAAUUGCCAUGACCAUCGCCGCUGAGCCUUGGAAGGAAAUCAACGUUACCGCCAAGCUAAAGCUCUCAGUGCCCGAGAUCAACGUCGUAAACCUGGGGGAAGAGGCAAAGUACAACAGCAUCCGUCUCGGGUACCGACACGAGAUCAUUAAUAUUAUGAAGAACUCUCAGCAUGACCUCGCCAAGGAACUGAAGAAGGCAGCAGAUACAGAAGUGAUUCCGUUUUAAAAGAUGAAAAUUUG
Messenger RNA from Ixodes scapularis (black-legged tick), 761 nucleotides. RefSeq lists its product as uncharacterized. The transcript is spliced from 3 exons. The coding region runs from base 139 to 747 and encodes 202 amino acids. Lineage: Eukaryota; Metazoa; Arthropoda; Arachnida; Ixodida; Ixodidae. The record is from RefSeq and is a predicted model, not a curated record.